AUCUCUGGUUGAGAAUAGAUUGGUUGGAAGCUUAUCUUACCUUCUGUCAACUUUUAGGGUAAUGUGACUGUGAAAGUGUGAAUUUUCUGGACAGGAAAGGGGAAAUUAUUAAAUUGGUUUUUUUAAAAAGUAAGGUUAUUAACAUCUGUUCUAUCACAAAUCAGUGUUAAAAUGCUAAAACUAACCAAAAUAAAUGUCUUACCUUACAAAGAAAUGGUCUCUCUUGUUCUGACCACAGUUGAUUUUCUUUUAUGCUUAGCUUUGGUGUUUACUGUUUCUAACUUUAAAAAAUUAUCCUCUAAAAAUUAGCCCUUCUGAGCUAUUAGAGGUUCCAUGAUGAUUAUACUUAUGCAGUGAAUGUACCUUGGUAGAAAUGAUCUUUUUUUUUAGUUAGCAUUUUCAAAUGUCAAUUUUAUUAAGGCAUAACUGGCUGGAAUAGUCUUGAGUAGGGAGGCCCACCCCAAAUGAGAGAGGUAAAAUUUAUGUUUCUAAGAAAGCAGAGGACCUGGGGUUACAGUCUCAGAAUGGCCUCACAUGAGGAUGACUGGGUAGCAUGUUAGGGUGUGAGUGAUCCUACUAACAGGCAGUCCCCAAACAUAUCCCUGCCUCAGUGCCACCACUAGCAUUAUCUCCCUAUGACAGCAUUGCCCUUUUUCCUGAGUAAAAAACUCAGUUAGCUGCCUUUUUGCCAAGACAGGAAAGGCCUCUAGUCUCCUGUUCCCCAGAGCAUGAGGCCAUAGACUAACUCAUUAUUUGUCAGACCUCUUUGGCAAAAUAAUCUCUAUACUUUUACACAAAAUCUUAAUGUGGAUCCCUAAUAUGUAAAACUGGUGAAAGUGGUUUUUCAGUAUACUUUUAAAAACACUUUCAUUUAAAGGUAAUAAUGUAUAUACAUAGUAAUAAAUCCAAAUACUACAAAAGACUUAAAAGAAAAGUGUCUCCUUACUCCAAACCUUCAAUCUUUCUCCUCAGAGGAAGUCUGGAAAAAUCCCAUGCAUAUUUAAGCACACACAUAUAUACACAUGUGAGUAUAGGGAAAUAUCCUUUCCCCCCAAAAUGGAAAAUAUUAUGCACUUUGCUUUUUUUGCUUAACAAUAUAGUUUACCCAUGUUUCUUAGAGUCCCAUUUAUUUUAAUGGCACUUGUAUGGGUGACUGUGAUUGCUCUAUGCCCUUAUUUUAAAUGUCCAGGCUGCUUUAAUGAGUACAGUACAUUGAGAUGAGAUUGAAUGAAAAUUGCUGUGUUUCUUCUGCUUUGUAUCCUGUUCAUUUCUGUCAUCUGUUGUGGUGGCCUAGUGUCCAGCAUACCCCAAUACUCAGAGCUUAGGAGGGGUGUCCUCUACUUGCUUUUGUCAUUUUAUGGGAGUGGACAUACCCCAAGCCUAAUUUUAAAAAGACAGUCUCUGAACUGUGGCCUUCUGAAUUGCUGACCCAUUUAGAAGUUCACAUAUACAGAGAUUCAAGUUCUGAAGUCUACACUAAAAUGAGUUCAUCUGGAGGUGAUGCUGUGAAUGGUUAUCUCCAUUUCAUUUAAAAGUGGUGUUAUUAUAUUUUUAAAUAAUUAAAAUGUGCAUGUUUUUAAAACCAUGAGACAUCUCUGUGGAAAUCUGAGGUUCUGAGAAACCUAAUUCAAAAGCCUGUAAACUAGACCUUCCCAGUUAAGGUUCCCAUCGUGUAGAGCACUUGAGGGAGCCAGCCGGAGGGCGGGGGGUGUCGAAAAGGGGGCUAGAGAGUGGAGGCCAGGUGCAGCGUGGUUCUGAAGCACACCGGCUGACAAAGAGCCUCUCUCUGGCCCGACUUUACUCAGUUGCCUCUGAAUUGUUUUCCAAGGAGGCCCCGGCUUUUGGCCUUUUGGGUUUAUCUCCAUAGUGUCCAGUUUUAGCGAGAAUCCUGCUAGGUUGGUUUAGCCAGAAACCCCCAUCCUCUACAUCUGAUCACCUCAAUAUCUAAUUGAGCUCCUCACCUGCACGCCCCCCCACCCAGGUGAAGUCUGAUCACCCCAGCCUGUCUCUCAGCAAGAAUCCUAUUACGGCAGUUUAGCCAGAAUCCUCCUCACCCCUCACCACUGAUGUUCCCUCGUAAGCAAUUUCCAUCCCCUGCUCCUUGGCUAUAAAUCCCCGCUUCUUCUUGGUGUAUUCAGAGUCAAACCCAAUGUCUUCCCUCACAACAAGACCCCAGUGCAGUGGUCCCUGCAUCUAUCACCAAGUACCUGCUUGAGUUAAGUCAUCUUUAUCAUUUUUAAAGAGGGUCGCGAAUAAUUUUUUCUUCAAGAUUUUGCAGGCAGAGGCCCUCCAGGCAGAGGGUGGCAGUUUGGAGGGCACUUGGGGUGGUUCUGGGUGUGCAGGCAAAAGGAAGCUGAGGUUUCAUCCUGUUCCAGCUGCGGGAGCCAUUAACCUGCUCUGAGCAGGAGGGUAUGAUGAAGCUUUUUUGGCUCCUCUUAACCCUCGUCCCUCAGAAGCUGCUGAUGAACAAGUAGAUUUCCACCUGCGCGGAGACCCUGCGCCCUCCAGAGCAUGAGUUCUCAGCUGUGAAUAAAGAGGGAAAUUUGGAUAUUGCCAAUGCAGGCAACUGCCUAUAAGCAGAGAUGGCUCUCCAAACCUGGAUAUUCCGUCUUUACCACUGCCUGUGCGGGAUGUAAAAAUCCCUUUAAAAAUACAGCCAAUAAGGAUAUUGUUUCUGGGUAUUACAGAUGGAUGGCUUGAGAACCAAGCAGGAAGUGACAUUAGAUGACCUUUGAGGUUCCUUUCAGAUCAAAAGAUUCUGUGAUCCUGACUCACAGGAGCGUAACUUCCUUUCCAAAUCGGGCCUGUCCCUCAGAGUCAGGUCCAAAUGCCACGUGGUUCUCUGAAGCUCCCAGAUCCACCCGCGGGGAGAGAGUAUUCUCUCCUCUGAAGGCCCAUAAACACUUUGUUACUUCUUUAUAAAACAUCUGACUCUGUUCUUUGCGGCACCAAUUACUUCCUACCGAGUUGUUUGGGUGAAGAGCUUAUUUCUUCCCUGGGAUGGGAGUUCCUGGAGGGGGAGCCCGGGUCAGUUCACAGCACCUGUCAAGAGGUCUUGCUUUGUUAAAUGUUUGGCAAGUGGACAUAGAGACAAGCAGCUUGGUAGAAACAAAACCAAUAACUCAUCACAUAGAAAAACAGCCUUGCUAGAAAUUUACAUACAGCUAUUAAAUUAUUAAAUUCAACUAAAAAAGUUUAGCAGCCUAAACCCAGCAUUUGCAGCCUCGUGCAGAACCAGACUAUUAUGACUUGAACUGUAUCCCUCCAGAAUUAAUAUGUUGAAUCCCGACCCCUCAUACCUCAGAAGACUGAGGAAGUAUGGUCGUUGCAGAUGUAAGUAGGUAAGAUGAGGUCUUAGGGUGGGUCCUUAUUUCAUGUAAUUGAUAUUCUCAUAAAAAGGGGUUAUUAGGAUAGACACACAUAUAGGGAGAGCACUAUAUGGAGAUGAAGGCAGAGGAUCAGAGUGAAGCUUCUGCAAACCAAGGAAUGCCAAAAAUUGCUGGCAAGGUGCCAGAAGCUGGGUGGCAUGGAACUCUUCCUCCCAACCCUCUGAGGCAGCCAGCUCUGCCAACACACUGGGCUCAGAGUUCCAGCCUCCAGAACUGAGACCAUACAUUUUAUUGUUUAAGCCACCCAGUCUGGUGCUGUGUUUCAGGAGCCCUAGCAAGCUACUGCGCAUGCCUACUUCUACGUUUCUGGUAGGACUGGGGACUUGGCUGGGCUUUCUGGAGAACAACGGCAAUAAGUAGCAAAUGGUUCACCCUCUCAGACCCAGUAUUGACUUCUUGAAAUAACCCUAAAGCUGAAAAAAAAAUUACUUUGUGGACUUCUACUGCAGUAAAAAGAAACAAAUUGUUGAUACAUAAAAAGACUUGGAUGAAUCUCCAGGGAAGUAGGUGGAGUGAAAAAAGCUAAUUUUAAAGGUUACAUACUGAAGUGGGGGUGAGGAGGAUUCCAUUUAUAUACCAUUUUUGAAGUGAUAAAAUAAUAGAAAUGGAGACCAGAUUAGUGGUACCAUGGGGUUGAGGGGGAAGCAGGAAGGCUUGGGAGGACAGUGAGCAUGUUACACAAGGGUAAUGAGGGAUCUUUGUGGUCACAGUUAUCUUGGCUGUGAUGGCCGAUACAUGAACCUAGGUAAAGUUGCAUGGAACUAAACACACACACACACAUGCACAUGGACACAUACAAGUGAGUAAAACUGGGGAAAUCUGAUUAAGACUGGUAGAGGAUAAUAAUGUCAAUACUCAGGUUAUGACAUUGCACUAUAGUUUUGCAACCAUUGAAAGAAACUGGAUAAAGGGUACAUGGAAUUUUCUCUAUUAUUUCUUACAAGUGCACAUGAAUUUACAAUGAUCUCAAAAUAAAAAGUUUAAUUUGAAAAAUGACUUUGUACAAGGAUGUUCAUAGCAUCCCUCCUGAGGAUAGAGUGUCGGAGAAUAAUCUAACGUACCCACAAUCAAAGUCAGCUAAAACCCUGGGGGGUCAACUCUGGGGGUAUGGUUUAGCUCUAAACAAUGACAAACUUGUGGAUGAGUGCAUAUAAAGCUGAAUUUUAGUAAAGUGAAGAAGCAGAUGGCAUCAUAGCAGGUUCUCUUUGAGCCAUUCUGUGAAAAGCAUGCUAGACAUUGGCAGAAAAUAACUCAAAAGGAUGGAAAUAAUUUAGAGGUUAAAUUCCCCUAGAUUCUUCUCUCUUUUUUAUUUUUUAGCAUUACUUCAGUUUCAAAAAAUAGUGAAAUGAAGUCUUGAGCCUUGCUGACCUUGGGGCCCUGGCUCUUCCCCUGUGUCCAGCAGGUGGCAGAAGUGUUCCAAGGAUGGUUCCCACCGCGUGGGUCUGUGAAUGGGCCCGCAGCUGCCAACAGGAGGCGGUGCUCCAGCAUCAAUGGUGCCCACUGAAGGAAUCCAGGUCUCAGCACUACCCUCUCCGAAGUCCAGGGCAAGAAAACAGUUGUCCAGCCACAGCAGGGUUAACAGUCUACAUUCCAGAGCAAGAGAAAGGGAGGUUGAAGGGUCACAGACGUGGGGAGGGGGCGCAGAGGGCCAGCUUCCCACAACACCCACUGGCUCUGCUGGGAGAGAUAGAUCACCCCCAACAAUGGCCACAGCUGUUUUCGUCUGCCCCAAAGGAAGCUGACUUAGGAAGCAGGUAUCAGAGAGGGCCCUUCCUGCAGGGGCUUCUGUCUGGCUUGUAAAACUGUCAGAGCAGCUGCAUUCAUGUGUCAAGUGAUGGAUGAUGGAAAAGAAGGAGCUACAGACGGCUGCAGAUGGACACAGCAACUUACAAGUUGAGGCAGGUGGCAAAGGCCUCACAGAGGCUCUGCAGGUGGGGCAUGCUGAUUCAUUGCUCCGUGAAAAUACCAAGGGGACCUGGGCCACAGCCCUCUUCAGGGCCAGGAGCAGGUGGGCCUCUUCAAACAAUCCAUCUGCAGCAAAAGUUUCUGCUGGCUCUCCUUUCUUUGCCUACACCUCAGGUGUGAAUAUUCUCCCCAGUGCUCCUCCCCACCACCCCAGAUCCCUUGUUCAACUCCAGGGCUGAGAAAGCGGUUCCUUGGUUUUUGUGCGGUUAGCUGGACCUGGGAUGGCUUCAUGGAACUCACUCCGUGGUAUGCACCAAUAAGAGCUUCCACAUAGGACUCAAAGCUGUUUUGAAAAAUGUAAUGGGCUGGAAGACAAGAAAAAAAAAGUCAGAACUAAAAAUGCUGGCCUUGGCUUUUGCAAAGAAAAGGGAUCUUGUGCUCUCCACUCCUACCCACAGCCUGGCCAGGGAAAUAACUGCAUUUGGCAUAUGAGCCUGCAAGCCGCAGCAAGUGUCAUGGCCAAGAAGUGCCCGUCACCAUGCGCAGGUCCCCCGAGGAGCAGGUGCUGAGGUUUCCUCCUUGUUCUCCAUCACCAGAGCCUGUUGGCUUGCUGAUCUGGGCCUUGUAACCAGAAUCCCUGCCGCCUUGCCAAGGCAGAUGCCCUCGCUGUGGCCCUAGAGUUUUCCCUCUUGCCUUCCAGAGAGUGUCAAGAGGGGCUUGUUUCAGAGUAAUCAUUGCGGAGCCUCAUAGAGUUGGGACCAGUGAGACUUCUUAAAAAGCAUCCUUCCGCCUCUGCGUGGGUCUGUGGGGGCCAAAUACACACCCCUAGGGCCAUUUGUUGGUGAGAUCACAAAUGCACUUGGCCUGAGAAAUGGGAUCAGCUGGGCUCAGGCCUGUGGAGGCCUCAGAGCUGCUGUUUUCUUUGUUAAACUGGUCCAAAGUUUGUUUUGAGAAAGCCUAAGGGGCCCAAGGAGGUAAAGAUUAAGAGCUGGAGCUCAUUUCCAUAUCUGAAAACCACAGCCGCCUGCACGUGGGAGGUGCUGGAGAGCAGCCUUGGCGCACACGCCCCCUCUCUCUGGGUCACCUGGGAGCACCGACAGCAAUUUGGGAGUUAGCUGCACUUGAGAAGCAAUUUGGGAGUUAGCUGCACUUGGGAAGUCUUCUUCAGAGAGGGCUUGCUCUGAGCACACCCCGUUCCCUCCCCCUGGGCUGAGGGAAGCAUGCGAUCAGCCCUGCCCCAGCCUGUCCUCAUUGGCUGGCAUGAAGCAGAGGGGGCUUUAAAAAGGCAAAUGUGUCCAGGCUGGGGACUGGAGCCUGUGCUACUCAAGGCUGGGUGCCCUCCUCCAGCUGGCACCAUGCAGCUUUCCCUUGCCUUGUGUCUCGUCUGCCUGCUGGUACAUGCAGCCUUCUGUGUGGUGGAGGGCCAGGGAUGGCAGGCCUUCAAGAAUGAUGCCACGGAAAUCAUCCCUGAGCUGAGCGAGUACCCGGAGCCUCUGCCAGAGCUGGAGAACAACAAGACCAUGAACCGAGCAGAGAAUGGAGGGAGGCCUCCUCACCACCCUUUUGAAACCAAAGACGUGUCCGAGUACAGCUGCCGCGAGCUGCACUUCACCCGCUACGUGACCGACGGGCAGUGCCGCAGCGCCAAGCCGGUCACCGAGCUAGUGUGCUCAGGCCAGUGCGGCCCGGCGCGCCUGCUACCCAACGCCAUCAGCCGCGGCAAGUGGUGGCGCCCGAGCGGGCCCGACUUCCGCUGCAUCCCCGACCGUUACCGCGCGCAGCGAGUGCAGCUGCUGUGCCCAGGCGCGGCGCCGCGUGCGCGCAAGGUGCGCUUGGUGGCCUCGUGCAAGUGCAAACGCCUCACCCGCUCCCACAACCAGUCUGAGCUCAAGGACUUUGGGCCCGAGGGCACACGGCCGCAGAAGGGCCGGAAGCCGCGGCCCCGCGCCCGGGGCGCCAAAGCCAACCAGGCAGAGCUAGAGAACGCCUAUUAGAGUCUGCCCGGAGGUUGCCCCCGACCGGGCGCUCCAGGUUUCCGUCCCCCGCGCGCGGUUUGAUUGUUUGUAUUUCAUUUUAAAUGCCUGCAUCCCAGGGCAGUGGGCCGAGACCUUCCGGCCUUGGCAGAAGGUAGCCAGGCCCUGUAGAUAUGGGCGCCAGCCAUGCCCUCUUCUCCCCGCCCUCUGAGCGGGUCCGCAGGACAGGGGAGUCACAGACACUGAGCCACGCAGCCCCACCCACCGGGGCUGCCUACCUUUGCUGGUCCCACUUCAGCAGAAGAGGCAGAAAAGGAGGCAUUUCUCUGCCCAGGGGUUUUAAGGGAACAGUGGGAAAUGAGAAAAGUCCGGGGACUGGUUAAGAAUGGUCGAUAAGAUUCCCCUUCCUAAAGGCCAGUCCUAAAAGCCUUUAAGUGCCUGUGCCAAGAAUGCAGGACUGGGGUCUGUAGAUAGAGUUUCUAGUUCCUGCUCUGCCACUAACUUGCUGGGUGAUCUUGGACCACACUCUUUUUCUGAACCUUGAUUUCCUCUUUGUAAAAUGGAAGUGGGGGUGGGAUUAAGAUCUGGGGGAAUCUACUGUCAUAUCCCAAGGAUUCGGGUGUGCUUUGAAUAGAGAGAGGUUGGAUGGACUCACUGCCAUGGUGGCUUCCAGAAUUCAGAGUUGUAAUCCUCUGAUCUGACAGCCAAAGAUGAAAAACAAGCAGGAGAAAAGAAGAGUCUGUUUCUGGCUGACAGACUCCUGGAAGAAGCUGUGUUGUUUUCCAGCCUGCCUUGCCCAGAUGUCAUUGGCUACCUCCACCUCUCUAUCUCAAAGGAUAUAAAAACAAUAGCAUUAGUUGGAGUAGAGAAAGGCAAGGUCCCCAAGGGUGGAUGGAGAGACAGAACCUCCCCCUGCCCAUUUCAAAGAGCAGCAACCUCCUUCCCCUAUGGCCAAAUUUUAAAGUCAUCUUCUGCAGAGUAAGGCAAGGUCCCAGGACACUGGGCUUGCAGGUCAAGGGAGCAGCCAUCACGCCCGUUCAAAGACCAGCAGAUCUCUUCCAAGGCACCUCCUCCUGCCUACCACUCACGGACAUACUUCUGUCUAUAUAAUAGCUUCUUACUGCUGUUAUGUGUGAUGGUGUAUCUUACAUUAAAACAGUAUUACUGGGUUAAAAAUUACAAGUGCUGUACAUAUGCUGAGAAACCUCAAAGCCUAAUAGCUACCAUCCAGAAAUCUGUUUGAAAGUCAUCUCCGGACACCUCUUACUUUCUGUGUAGUUUUAAUCGUUAAAAAAAAAAAACAAAAAUCACCUUUUUUUUUUUUUUUU
This is a messenger RNA of Manis javanica (Malayan pangolin), 8595 nucleotides long. It is a transcript of the gene SOST, whose product is annotated as sclerostin. Gene Ontology annotation, molecular function: BMP binding. NCBI's taxonomy places the organism in Eukaryota, Metazoa, Chordata, Mammalia, Pholidota, Manidae. Gene Ontology annotation, biological process: negative regulation of BMP signaling pathway; negative regulation of Wnt signaling pathway; ossification. The record is from RefSeq and is a predicted model, not a curated record.